Molecule: messenger RNA, 600 nt
Organism: Fusarium redolens
Lineage: Eukaryota; Fungi; Ascomycota; Sordariomycetes; Hypocreales; Nectriaceae
Exons: 1
Source: RefSeq, a predicted model, not a curated record
AUGGGCGCCAGCAGCCGUAUUUUUAUUCGCCACAAAGAGGUGUUUGUUCUCGGCCAAUACUGUUCAUAUGACGGCGAUAUUGAGGGGCAAGGGCUUUACCUCUUGAACUUCUUACGUUCUGACCGUAAUAUCCGGCAAUUAAAGAAGGGACUUGAGCAUACAGAAUAUAUAACGGACGAUGAUGCACUCAAUUGGAAGUGGAAGCUUGAUCAAAAACUUUGCAAAGAUGAGGAUCUACGAAAUGCUUGGCUUUCAUUUCAAUCGGAAGUCGGUGAUAGCUUGCCACGAGAGAUCCAGGAGUUUCAUCCAUCCGUUCAUCCCUGCACUGGUGCAUCUAUUCUCAAGCUCAUCUCAGGUGCCACGAACAAACAAAAGGUUCUGUUAGUCAAAGAGCUAUAUUCUAUUGGCUGCUUCUAUGACGAAUGGACUUAUGUCGUGGACCUUGAUAAAGAGCGCUUGGAGGUUUAUCGCAACCUCGAAGAGAAGAAGCCUGGCCACAUGUUCUUUAACUACUAUCCAGACCAAGACAAGGUCCCGGGAUUCGUCUGUGCCUACACUUUCGCAGUUUUAGAGUGCUUGAGCGAAAGGGAAUUUAUUGAA